Perognathus longimembris pacificus (Pacific pocket mouse) is the source of this 4352-nucleotide messenger RNA. It is a transcript of the gene Ssx2ip, whose product is annotated as SSX family member 2 interacting protein. The transcript is spliced from 13 exons. Lineage: Eukaryota; Metazoa; Chordata; Mammalia; Rodentia; Heteromyidae. The record is from RefSeq and is a predicted model, not a curated record. Bases 222 to 2069 code for a protein of 615 amino acids.
CGGGAGCCCGCCGCGGAGGAGGGGCGGCCGGGCGCGAGCCGCUGCGUACCGCCGCGCCGGUGCGGGGCCCGCGGGGCUAGAACGCCGCAAGCGGUGAGUCCCCGCCGCUCCCGCUCCCGGGGAACCGUAACGGAGAUGCCUACUUAGAAGAGUGACAGCAGCUGUGCUACAUGUUUCAGUGCUGAACUAGUUCCUCAGGUAUCCUGGCUCUGGAAAUUGCUAUGGGAGAUUGGAUAGCUGUUACAGAUCCAGGUCUGCCUGCAGAAAGCAAAAAUAACUCUCAAUAUACCUCAGAAACAAAGAUGUCUCCAUCAAGUUUAUACUCACAGCAAGUGCUCUGUUCUUCAAUACCUUUAUCAAAAAAUGUGCACAGUUUUUUCAGUGCCUUCUGCACAGAAGAAAAUAUUGAGCAAAGUAUUUCCUAUCUUGAUCAGGAAUUGACCACUUUUGGUUUUCCUUCAUUAUAUGAAGAACCCAAAAGUAAAGAGACAAAGAGAGAAUUAAAUAUAGUUGCUGUUUUAAAUUGUAUGAAUGAGCUACUUGUACUUCAGCGGAAGAACCUUUUAGCUCAGGAAAAUGUGGAAACACAGAAUUUGAAACUGGGAAGUGAUAUGGACCAUCUGCAGAACUGCUAUACAAAACUUAAGGAACAACUGGAAACUUCCAGGAGGGAGAUGAUUGGCCUUCAGGAGAGAGACAGACAGUUACAGUGCAAGAACAAGAAUUUGCAUCAGCUACUGAAAAAUGAGAAAGAUGAGGUACAAAAAUUACAAAAUAUCAUUGCAAGUCGAGCUACUCAGUAUAAUCAUGACAUGAAGAGAAAAGAACGUGAAUAUAAUAAACUAAAGGAACGCCUGCAUCAGCUUGUUAUGAACAAGAAAGAUAAAAAAAUAGCCAUGGAUGUUUUAAAUUAUGUGGGGAGAGCUGAUGGAAAAAGAGGCUCCUGGAGGACUGAUAAAACCGAAGCCAAGAAUGAAGAUGAAAUGUAUAAAAUUCUCCUCAAUGAUUAUGAGUAUCGUCAGAAGCAAAUCCUAAUGGAAAAUGCUGACCUUAAAAAAGUUCUUCAGCAAAUGAAAAAGGAAAUGAUCUCACUUCUUUCUCCCCAAAAAAAGAAACCUAGAGAAAGAGCAGAGGAUAGCACAGGAACUGCUAUCUCUGAUAUUGAAGAAGAUGCCGGGGAACUCAGCCGAGAGAGUGUAUGGGAUCUUUCCUGUGAAACUGUGAGAGAACAGCUUACCAACAGCAUCAGAAAACAGUGGAGAAUUUUGAAAAGUCAUGUAGAAAAACUUGAUAACCAAGUUUCAAAGGUACACGUGGAAGGCUUUAAUGAUGAAGAUGUAAUCUCACGACAAGACCAUGAACAAGAAACUGAGAAACUGGAGUUAGAAAUUCAGCAAUGUAAAGAGAUGAUUAAAACACAGCAGCAACUUUUACAGCAGCAGCUCGCAACUGCGUGUGACGAUGACACCACUUCUCUGCUGCAAGACUGUUACCUCCUGGAGGAAAAAGAGCGCCUCAAAGAAGAGUGGUCACUUUUUAAAGAGCAAAAGAAGAAUUUUGAGAGAGAAAGACGGAGCUUUACAGAAGCUGCUAUUCGCCUGGGAUUGGAGAGAAAGGCAUUUGAAGAAGAAAGAGCCAGUUGGCUAAAGCAGCAGUUCUUAAAUAUGACUACCUUUGACCACCAGAACUCAGAAAGUGUGAAACUUUUCAGUGCCUUCUCAGGAACUUCUGAUCCAGACAAUCUUAUAGUGCCCUCAAGGCCACAGCAAAAGAAGCCUCUUGGCAUAUCUAAUGGGUCUCCAGUUUGCACAUCUAAGCUGACUCGGUCUCUUCCUGCUUCACCUUGUACUUCAGUCUUCUGUCAGACUGCACGUUCCUGUACAUCUGAACAUAGUUCAAUCAAUGUACUGAAUAUAACUUCUGAGGAAACUAAACCAAAUCAGGUCGGGAAAGAAUGUACCAACCAGAAAUGGAGUGUGGCCUCGAGACCUGGCUCUCAGGAAGGUUGUUACAGUAGCUGCUCCUUGACCUAUACAAGUUCUCAUGUGGAAAAAGACGACCUACCUUAGAUGAGUGCGCUGGAAUAGUUUCCAUUAAGAUGUGCAUCCAGUUUCACAUCUAAGUUGGAACAGGGUGUGUCAUAAAGCCAGUCAUCUCUAAUACUUUUAAGAUGUCUGAGUUGUUUGUUUGGAGUUCCCUGUCUUUCCCCAAAGAGCUGAGAUUCAAAAUCUAUUGAAAAGGAUAUAAAGCUUUGGCUAUGUAUUUUUAAAAACAGAAGUGUCUGGUUCUGUGAAUAAAAGAAUGUAUGGAUGUUUGGAUGGAGACAAAAGCACUAGAAUGAGAUUUCUAGGGAUUUCAAAUAGCACUUUUAGGAAACUGAUUAUUGUAAAUGUUUAAUUUCUGUCCCAAAUACAGUUGGCAUUGGAAAUUUAGCCUUUACUUGAAUGUAUACUGUAGAUUUUUAACAAAGCAAGUUCUAUAUUUAUUAUGUUUAGUGUGAUUUUGGAAUUACCUCUUUCAUAUGUUUUAAAUAAAGUGAAAUUUAUGUAUGUUUUGUACAUAGAUAUACACAAUUAUGUUAAGAGGCUUUAAGAUGUAAAAAAUUCACACAACCAGAAAUAUAGUAUUUCAUGCCAAUAAAAUUUUUAGUGGUAUUCUGUUUACAAAAUCAUCAGGACUAAUCCCACAUUACCUUUAAGAUUCUUUUAAUUGUAUGGGCAAUAAAUAUUCAAAGCUAUGCCAUGAAGCUAAGUUCUUUAGAUAGUCAUUGUUACUAACAUUACAUUUUUGAAAUUUUUACAUUAGAUUUUUAUUUUACAUAUGUUCGAUAUAAUUUUUAAGAGGACUAGUGAUUCUGUAGUUAUGGGGGCAAGACAACAAAAAUGCCUUUUAAUAGCAAUGUAAGAACAUUGGUUUAAGAUGUUUGGAUGCUAGAAGAUAUUUAAGAUGUGUGCAUGGUAAUAUUUUCCUUACCAGAUGAGUACAGUUAUUUCUGUACCAGCUAGGGCUUUAUAUCAUUGCCAGUACUUUUCUAGUGAUUUUUCAAUGAUAUAUUUAUCACUAAUAAUAAAGAAGUAUGACAAUGUAAAAGCAUUCAGUUUUAUAAUCCAGAUGUGAUACUCUGGACAAUCAUUUUCAGAAUAAUCUUAGAUUCUUGUCUCUGUAUUGUUUCUGACUGCAUGUUUCUUGAUAAAAAGUUGAUAGGAGUGCUAAUAAAUGUAGGCCUAGGCUCUUCUGGAUUUUCACCCAAAAGCUUUAAGUGCCUAACAGCUGCGUGUUUCUUUCCUAGAAGCUUACACAGACCAGUCCUUGCUAGGUGUUACAUACAUUGCUCCUGUUUGUGGCUGUUCCAUUUAAAUCUGUCAUGUUGUCAAGAAAAACAGAGCAUACUUGUGUCAUCUGUUCACUUAAGCUUGACUCGAGUUGAUCAGCUAGGUUGAAAGGAUAUCACGAAGCGCAUCCCAUGAUGAUGUUACUCAGUCCAGUCCUAGCAGGGGCCACAUGUAUAGUCUUAUAUCAUAGAGCUAACAUUUGGACAUACUACCUUCAGCUGUUGCAUGCUCACUUCUUUACUCUUUAAAAUGUUACGAAAUUUCAGAGGUCUACCUUAUUCCAGAGAGAGAAAUCUAGCAAUUGUCUAUUCCAGAGGGAGAAAUCUAGCUAUUAUUUUGCUGUUCAGCAAUAAUGUCAAAGAAAGGCAAUCAAAUAUUAAAAGUCAUUGAUGUAUGUGUCACAACCCCCCUCGGGAGGGGAGAGGGGUACUUUCUAGGAUGUGCUUUCUAGAAGUAAACAUUCUCAUUUUUUAAGAUCUAAAUCCCUAUAUUUGAGGAGGAUAAUGUAGCAUCUGAUUUUAUAGCCUUGUGUUUCUAUUUUAAAGUAGGUUGGUUUCUCAUAUUGGAAAGAAAAAUGGCUUGAGAUUUACUUUGAAAUUAAGAUGUGAAAAACAGUGUAUGAACCCAGAUUGAUGUCACUUUGGUUAUUUGCGUUAGAUCAGCUAGAAAUUGUCUAUUUUACCUAAGCCACCUUUGUUGACCAUCCCAAUUCCAAAGUGAUCUCCAGCACAUAAAUUUCGCAGGCAUUAGGUGGUUUCCAUGUUGAAAAACCACCGAAUCCACACACAAAAUGCCCAAGAUUUGUUUCUCUUCCUUUUGUAGGUAUUUGCAAUGUACAAAUUAUACAGCUGUGCUACAUCUGGCCAUAAUUAGAUAAUGGUGCCAGAGUGUACUUCUCCAGAAGCCCUCUUUUGUAAUCAUAUUUUCAUGUGUAUCAAUUUGCAAAUUGAAAAUGUUUGUUUUUACAUGACAUCUAUUUUGAAUUUUCAAAGCAUAAAAGAGGCAACUAAAUUCUGAGAU